AAAAACCCAGGACGACCAGACAUGUUUGACAAUCGCACGUAUGAUUAACGUUGUUUCAAUCUCUGCUGAUCUGUUCUAGUGUUCCUGUUCCUUCCUGUUCCUGCUUUUAGAACGCUGUGGUGUACUAAAAGUUUCCCGUUUGGAGCCUUGGUCUUCUCAAUGAUUCACAGCUCAAAAAUCCAAGAAGUAAAAGCAGUGAAGAAUAUGGAGCUCGGGUUUCUCGUAUUUCUUCUCCUUGUCAACCUUCUUUUUCCCGUUUCCUCUGGAGAAACUAGUGGUGUGUGCAUAUCGCAAGGUGGUCGUUUUCCACCCUUCUCCUCUGAGGGGAAACCUCCAAAAAAGGUGGGGAAGGGACACAAAGAUUUGACACUUUGUAGGGUGUUUCGGAAAAAGACUUGCUGUGAUACUGCCCAGACACAUCCUGCUUUACUUUCUAUUAGGAGGCUGGCUUUGACAGGGGAGGCGAGCCAAGAGUGUUUGCAUUUGUGGGAAUUGCUGGAAUGUUCCAUCUGUGAUCCACAAGUUGGUGUUCAGCCUGGACCCCCACUUAUAUGUACCUCCUUCUGUGAUAGAGUAUUUCAGGCUUGCUCUAGUGCUUACUUCUCGAUGGAUGUGAAGACACAGGUUCUAGCACCAUGUGGAGUAAAUGACUUUGUUUGUGGUAGAGCAUCUGAAUGGGCAUCCAAUGGCACAGAACUAUGCCUUGCUGCAGGUUUCGGUGUUAAACAGUCUGAUCUCAUGCAUGGUGGUGUUGAAGAAGUGACUUGUUAUGGUGGCAAAGCCAGUCUUGAUUCAAUUGCUGAUUCAUGGGGAGCUUCACAAUCUGAGAAGCCCCACAAAACUGGGAACUUUGGCCUCUUAGAAGAUUUCCAGCAGUGGUUGAAGGAUAUUCCAUCUAAUGAAAGAGUUUCUUGGGCAGUGGGAGGCAUGGUUCUUACGGCAGGCCUGCUAUUUAUAAGCAAAAGAAAGAGCCAUAGCCAACGCCAAAAACUCGCAGCUAUUCAACGCACUGCAAGAAGACUAGAAGGCAAGAUGUACCAGACAUCAUCCCCUUCUAAUCUGGGAAAUAGGAAAGGAAACCGAAGAUGAACAUCGCCGCUGUUCUUGCAAUUAAAACUAUUGGAAUUUGAUUACCUUUGCCGGAUUGAUCAAGUUUUCAAGAUGUUGUUUAGGUGGAAUGAGAAAUUAAGUGAGUUUUUCAGUUGUACAAUAACAAAAAUCAUUUUGAUGAUGGCUGACAAAGUUCUGAGUUAAGUAAAGAAAUUUAUAGAAGAUGGAGAAAGUUGUUUUUUGCUUGGUACACACCUUGAAACAGGAUAUCCGAGAAAAAGCAGUUUCCUAUUUGUUACACGUUUUAUCCUAGUGAUGCACUUUCAUUGUGGUAUUGUAGCAAAAAUAGAAGUUUGCCGUUUCCUUUUUGGCCUUAAAAUCAUUGAAAGUUUUUCCAGUUUGGAAUUUCCGAAUGUUAUUUACUUAAGGCGAAGCUGUAGUCUAAGCCUAGUUGAUACACUGAAAAAUUUCAACUUGUUUUGAAAUUUGUUGUUUAAAAUUUAGUUUGAACUCGAGUUGGA
Messenger RNA from Durio zibethinus, 1571 nucleotides. Its product is annotated as folate-binding protein 1-like. The record is from RefSeq and is a predicted model, not a curated record. NCBI's taxonomy places the organism in Eukaryota, Viridiplantae, Streptophyta, Magnoliopsida, Malvales, Malvaceae.